AUGCGUUCCAAGUUCAAGGACGAGCACCCGUUCGAGAAGCGCAAGGCCGAGGCCGAGCGCAUUCGCCAGAAGUACAACGACCGCAUUCCCGUUAUCUGCGAGAAGGUCGAGAAGUCGGACAUCGCGACCAUCGACAAGAAGAAGUACCUGGUACCCGCCGACCUGACCGUCGGACAGUUCGUCUACGUGAUCCGUAAGCGCAUCAAGCUGUCGCCUGAGAAGGCCAUCUUCAUCUUCGUUGAUGAGGUCCUGCCCCCUACCGCCGCUCUCAUGAGUUCGAUAUACGAGGAGCACAAGGAUGAGGAUGGCUUCUUGUACAUUACGUACUCAGGCGAGAACACGUUCGGCGAGGCCAUCUAG
Messenger RNA from Alternaria ventricosa, 360 nucleotides. It is a transcript of the gene ATG8, whose product is annotated as ubiquitin-like protein atg8. Gene Ontology annotation, biological process: cellular response to nitrogen starvation; macroautophagy. NCBI's taxonomy places the organism in Eukaryota, Fungi, Ascomycota, Dothideomycetes, Pleosporales, Pleosporaceae. Gene Ontology annotation, cellular component: fungal-type vacuole membrane; cytosol; autophagosome. The transcript has 3 exons. Gene Ontology annotation, molecular function: phosphatidylethanolamine binding. Bases 1 to 360 code for a protein of 119 amino acids. The record is from RefSeq and is a predicted model, not a curated record.